CGAGCAUGUCACUUAGUAGUGUAGUAAGGAUAUUCAUCUUGUACAUGCUGAGCAUGUCACCCCAAGUACAAUAUCAAUAGUCUUUCAUUUGUACAUGUUGAGCAUGUCAGACCACGAUAUAACACCAUAAGCCUUCGAUUCAUACAUGCUGAGCAUGUUACUUCUAAAUUUCCCAAUCAAGAUCAUUUGUUGAUGCUCAUCAUGUCUCUUAUAUUACUACCCCUCAUUUUUAACUCAAUCAUUAAUUUGCUCCAGCAUGUAAUUUUAUAUUAUUAACCCAAUGUUGUUCAUCUUUUAGGAACUCCAACAGUCCAACCCAGUAGCUACACCGCAGAGGACAUGCCGCCGCCGUGCCGGAGUGAUUCGCCGCCGCCCCGGAAACACUGACCGCCACUUCCUCCGAGACCUGACUGCCGCUGCCCUGGAGAAAUUGAAUAUCGCUGGUUUGAGGAAGGUCGCCAUAGCUCUGAGAAAUAGAACCGCCGGCCUAUUGAACCGCCAGAACGGCCCGCCGACUGUGCCUUGCUGCUACGCCCUGUCACCGGCCGGAAUCUCUGGCGCCGUUGUCUUCCUUUGUCGACUCCAGGCCAAGGCCAGAGAGAGCCGCAGACCAAGGUCGGAAAAAGUCGCAGCCCUUCUUCCAUUCCGCGAGUGGUUGACGAGGUCGAUAGUUCGACGCAACACCGCACGCCGCCACUACUGACCACCGCCAUCUCCCUUCGUUCCUGGUCCGCUCCAUCGCCGGUCUGGUCGGUCUUCAUCUCAGUCGCCCCGCUGCUGCGCGAAGCUUUCUGCCGAGCAGUUCAGUCCGCCCCAGGAAGGUAAACUCCAUUCCUUAUCCUAUUUUGACUUUUGUUUUUAAUUUUGACCUCUCUUUUCAAUUUAGCUUUGUCAUUUCGUUUUUUGUUUCUCUUAUUUUCUUUUUUGAAAUGUUAGAACUUAGAUGAUGAUAUUCCUCUUCCUUUACCUUUUUUUGUAGGCAACUAGCCAACGAUUUUUUAUUUAUUUAAUUAAUUAAUGAUUUUUCAAUUUUUUUUUUGUAAUUAGCUGCUGAUUCCUUUUUUUCAGUAAUUAGCUGCUGAAAUGUACUACCUCCGUUCUUAAAUAAAUGCAACAUAUGAAAUUUUAUACUAUUCACAUGGUCUACUCUGACUACAUUUUAUUUAUUAAUUUAUGAAUAUAUUUUUAUGAUAAACAAAUAUUGUUAAAUUUGUCUCAUUGUAAAUUUUCAAUAUCUAAUUUUUUUAAAAACUUUUUUACUAAUAUAGAUUUAUAGUAGUAUAUAUUAAUGGUCAAAGUUGUGUCUCGGUAAGUGUGAAAUGUUGACCGUUGCAUUUUAAAAACGGAGAAAGUAUUUUAUUUUUAAUUUUGCUAAUUUCUAUUUAUUUGUAUUUUAGCUGUCAAUAUCUUAUGGAUGUACUGGACUCCAUAGACUUAAGCGAACUUUCGGAACCGGUUAGUGGAACGGCUUUGGAAAAUGUACCUUGGAUAUAUGAUAAUUCUGACAUUGAGGUAGCUAGUCCAGAAUCUCCAAUAGUUGACUUGGUGAGACUGAAAAAAUGUCGCCCUCGUGGGCUAUACGUUCCUUUAGAUGCGACUCACAUUGAAUCAAUGAAUCAUGCAAAUCACGACUUUCAUUUUCUGAGUUUGAAAGAUAUCGGGGACUUUUCCGGUCCGAUGUUACCGUGGUUAUCCCGAACCGAGAUGACAUAGUCACUGAGCCCCCUGAGGGUGAUUUUUUCGGGAUACAUACCCUCUCCGUGAGGCUAGGAUUUAGGCUCCCCGUGCAUCCUUUCAUCACUGAGUUCCUAUGUGAGCUUGAGAUUCCUCCGUGCCAGCUCACCCCAUUUGGUCACCAGUACCUGGUGGCAUUUUUGGCCCGAUGUAAGGAGAUCGAGGUUAAGCCGUCUCUAGAUCUUUUUAAGCACCUGUUUAAGGUUGGUCAAUGCUCCCGAGCUAAUAGUCUGUCAUGGGUAUCUAUUUCCCAACGUGCCCACCUUGACGCGUGGAAAGUUUCGCACAGUAAAAUCAGUAAUUGGAAGGAAGAAUUCAUCUUUGUGUCUACCGGACAUGCUCUCCCCUUCCCCACAGUUUUCAGCCCUCAUUAUAAGAAGUUUGCGUGUCUCACUCUUCCCGCCGAUCAAGAGUUUUGGCCGGAAAAGUUCUUAGCGGGUGGACCGUUUAGCAUUUCUACAUAUACUACCGAGGACCAUUUGAGCAGACUUGGUUUCCUCACCUCGGGCUUGUGCUCACCAUCGGACAUCCUCGCCCCCCUUUCUUUAGGCCCAGGUAUGACGUCCCGUGCGGAGAGGUUCAAGAAGAUGAAUGGAGAAGGGUCACAUGCGUCCGCUCAAGACCCACCGAGCAAGAAACAAAAGGCCAUACUACCCGCCUCGCAAGGUGAAGGUGUCUCGUCCCCUUCUAUGCCCAUUACCAACGACCCGGUUACCAAAGAGACACGGCGCAUCACCCGGAGCACUAGUGGUGCUCGUGAUGUCAUGCUCAAGGAAGGACUGAAGAGUGUGGCUGAUGGACCGUUGGAGGAUGAUUGUCUCCAUGUCGCAGCAGAGGUAACCACUCAUUUUCCUUCAUAGCAUUGCAUGUAUAACAAUCAUAAGUAUGUGACUAAUAAUAUAUACUCCCUCCGUCCCAAUAUAAAAGGCACAUUUGCGUUUGGGGAGUUUUUAAGGGUGAACACUGUUUGAACACUGUUUGACACUGUUUAGACACUGUUCGGCACUGUUUGGACACUGUUUGGCACUGUUUUGCACUGUUUUGUUUGCCAAAAAGGGAAAUGUGCCUUUUAUAUUGGGACGGACCGAAAAGGAAAGUGUGUCUUUUAAAUUGGGACGGAGGGAGUAUUAUAUAAUUUUUUUUGUAGCUUGUGUUGAAGAUCUCCGGGAAGAAUCGUCAGCAUGUUGUGCGCGAGCAAGAGCUAUUAACGUUGCUUUCUGAAGAGCGGGCUGCCCAUAAGAGAUUGAUGAGCGAAGUGAUUGAAGCUCACACGGUCAGGGAGGCACAGGAGAGGGAUGCUCACGCUGCCGAGUUAACCAAGGUCUGCGCUGAGCGGGAACACUACAUUGAUUCCCACCUAGAAGAGAUCGCUGAACGUUGGCUUAAAACUCCCGCCAGCGUCGAUAGACUUGACAAAGACGGUUUACUGUGCUACAAUUUGGGGUAAUAUACCAAACAACAGGAAAUUUAUGCUGUUUUGAAGGCCAAGCACGGCGCCUCAUGCAUUGUCGAUUGGGGGCUUCCUUUUGAGAUUCCUAACCCAGAGCCUGAGAAUGUCAACUCUUCUUCCAGAGUCGUUCCCUUGGGCGAGCUCCCUAGGGGUGAAGAUACUGAUCACCCCAUAACUUCCGAAGAAGUAGCAAUGCUGGGGCUUUAGCUUGAGCGAUCCCCUCUUUGACCAUCUAUGCCUUGGAGAGUGUUAGAGUUAGACUACCAUAACGUGGUCUGCAUGUUCUUUUUCUUUAAUACCUAAUUUGUUAGACCGUUUUUUGAUUU
Messenger RNA from Cuscuta epithymum, 3510 nucleotides. The record is from the annotation of a GenBank genome assembly. Lineage: Eukaryota; Viridiplantae; Streptophyta; Magnoliopsida; Solanales; Convolvulaceae.